This is a messenger RNA of Caenorhabditis auriculariae, 3721 nucleotides long. The record is from the annotation of a GenBank genome assembly. NCBI's taxonomy places the organism in Eukaryota, Metazoa, Nematoda, Chromadorea, Rhabditida, Rhabditidae.
AUGCAGAUUCUUGGGCCAUUCCAAAACCGCCUGUCGAUAAUCCGCGAUGAAAAAGAUGAUGGCCAAGGGGUCACAGCAAGGAAAAGCGCUCAUCAUCGGGUAGGCAAAGCUGUUCGUAUACCUGUAUUUUUUCCAGGUAAUAUCCAUCCCAAGGAUUCUUACCCUAUAGCUAGGGACCGCAAAGCCACGCCCCUUUUCGCGAUAGAAAAAGUGGCUUUUUUUUGGUUUUCAACUUUCAUUUUGUUGUAGUUGCAAAAUAUGUGGAACUGGCGAAUAAAAUUUGACACACAUGUACAGAAAAGCUUCCUCUUUCGUUUAAAAAAUAUUUCACGCUUUUUUGAUGCGUUCUCGCGGAAUGUCGUACAAAAACGUGAAUGGAACUAAAAAAUUUUGUCAGUUUUUUGCUUUUUCAUGUGUUUUUAGGUCGAACGCACUCUUUCUUUUUAAAUAAUGAUUUUUGAUUCAAGUAACGAAAAUUUUAAAACAAUAAAAUAAAAAAUUCGUCUUUGCCAAAAAUUUUAGGGAGCGCCGAAAGUCAUAAUUCAAAAUAUCGUUAAUAAGCGAAUAUAAUCAAGUUUUUUUGUUUUUUUAAAAAUUUAGAUCAUGGCCUUACUUAAAUUUUUUUCUUCACAGUAUCUGUGCUUGAAAUAGUUGUUUAAUACGCAAAAAAAUGCUCUUGAAACUAGAGAAUAAAAAUUAGCGGCGUUUAUCACACAGAAAGCGGCCGAACGCAGGUUUUUUAAACGAUUAUAUACAUUUAUUAGUGAAAAAUCUUUCAAUUAAAAAGAAUAAAAUAAAAAAAUUCGUCUUUGCCAAAAAAAUUUACGGGGCCGUUUUAAGGAAGCGAUCGUUAAACGAGGAAAAAAAGCACUAAAAAAACAGUUUUUUUCGAAGUGAAUUUUCACGGAAAGUUUGAGUAAAGAUUUGCGAACAUAUUCUGAUAAAAAAAUAGCUGAAUUACUUCAAGUUUUUUUAUUUUUUUGAAAUAGGCAAUCUGUGCUAUCUAAACGGCUCAAAGGGUAAGGCGGAUGGAAGCUCCCCUUGCUAGACCUAGCAGCUUGGCGCAGCGCGUGCGCUGCGAUUUUUUUCAUUUUGAGGUCGCGAGUUCGAUGCCCGCAAGCGUCAGUUUUUGUUUUUCUGGAAAAUACCGACUUUUUUUCGGCAAACUAGCUGAUGAGCAUCAUUUUAGCACUCUAUUAUGAUUUGUUACAUCAUAAUAGACCAGUAUCAAAAACUUGUUCUAGAAGAAAAAAAUCGAGAAAAAAAUGUCAAAAAAAUGGAUAAUACCAAAAUUUCAGUACUAAAAAAAUGGUGCGCGGCGCGCCACAUUUUUCGUCAUAACUUUUUUCAUCCUCAAUCUUUUUCGAAAAACUAAACGGUUCUGAGUUUUGAAUCGAAACAGCUAUCAAACCAUACAAAGCUCAAUGCUGAAAAAAAUUUUUUGAAAAUUGGUCUGCGGUCCCUACCUAUAGCUUGAAAGUCGAAGAACGGGGUGUACCAAACUAACGAACAGGGAAGGAAGCUCAGGAGUAUUGGAAUAGCCGCCUGGAUAAUUAAAGCCAGCAACAGUUGGGCGUGGACUUUUCGGGUGUAGAUACUCAAAGAACUAGUUUUCAGGGCAUGAAUAAUCUCAAUAAGUAUCGAUUGGGCUGGAAUUCUUUUUUUUGAACCAACUUUAAUUGUGAGGUAGGCGUAAAUAGACAUGAUCAGAACGCCGAUCAAGGAAGAACAUGACAGAAUCGAAUAGGAAAGAUUUCUUCUCCACGGGAAUGCUGCCUUCAAACUUCGAAUAAUUUCAGUUAUUUUCUCUUAGGACCGGUAGAGUGAUCCCUUAAGGGGUCAGAGGAAAAAACAGCCGCUAUAGGGAUCAAAAUAGGGAUACCUUUAGGGAUAUAGAGGUUGACCUAAGCACCUUAUGAAUGCUAAACUUACAUUAAAUGACAGGACGACGAAGCUAAGGCUUUCAAAGUCGACGAUAUGCUUAUCCAAGAAAUCUUCUUUCACGAAAUCUCUCAUCUCCUCGUCUGCCAAACACAAAAACGUGAUCAGCAGAAAGCAAGCUCCAUGAACUAGGAAAACCCAUAAGAAUACUACAAUCCCCGUUUUAUUGGAGUGAAGCUUCAGGAGUUGAGGCCUUGAAAUGAUUCAAUUAUUUUUUUAGUUUUUACAAAAAAUACUUCAGUAGGGCUAAGUAUCUAUAAAGAAAGUGUAGCACGAGAAGUCCCAGGCUAAAUCCAAUGUAAGCGCCUUUUAAUAAGAGAUAUGUCGUGCAAGUGGCUUUGUUCUGAACAUAGAAUAUUCGUGAUUUCACUGAAAAAUUGAAAACCUUUGAAAGAAGACCGCCUCUGACAAAAACGAAUAUACAGUACCGCUCAAAAAGUCUAUUAAGUUUUUGGUUUUUUUGGGGAUAUCUCAGCGAGUACUUAUCCGAUUUAUAUAUAACUUUCAGGGAUAAUGUAAAAAUAUACUUUGAAACGUAUACGGUAUACAAAGACAUGUCCGCAAUGACUGUGACCCGUUUUUAGGCAUUUUUUUAUUGAGUUCCAUUUUUGUUUUUUUAUGCUUUUUAUUUUUUUAUUUAUUUUUUUAUUAAAUUUUUUUAAAAUUAAUAAUGUUGCCAUAUGAUUUUUUUCAUGUUUUUCAGACAUGGGAAGAACCUCAGGAAAAAAAGAAUUUGACUGAUAACGACAAAAGAGCCAUCGUUGUGGGUCGUCAAAAUGGACUGACCAUGAUGACGUUGGCAGGAAUGUUCGGCGUGACAGAGGCGUGCAUUUCUCAGUCCCUAAAGCGUUGGAAAGCUCAAGAUGGCUCUACUAAGAGCCAACGCACUAGAAGACCACGUGUCACUGAUCGUAAUGACGAUAGGAACAUUUUUGAAGACGUCUAGAACCAAUCCAAGACUCACCGCCCCUGCGAUCAGACGGGAAGUUUUUCUCGAAUUCGCCAUCUCCGCCAUCCGUCUCGACCGUGAAACGACGUCACAAUGCUGCUGGAAUCAUGGGAAGACGUCCAGUGAAAAAACCGCUGAUUUCUGAAAAGAAUCGAGCCGCCAGGGUGAAGUGGGCGAAGGAGCAUCUCAACUGGACCCGUCAAGACUGGAAUCAGAUUCUGUGGUCCGACGAAAGCAAGUUCCUCCUCUUCGGGAGUGACGGAAUUCAGUGGGUUCGUAGACCAAUUGGGUCCCGAUAUCAUCCGAAAUACCAAUUACCCACCGUGAAACAUGGUGGAGGUUCUGCAUGGUGUGGGGCGCCUUCUCUGGAAGUGGCAUCGGACCGCUUCAUCGCGUGAACGGCAUCAUGGACAAGCACGUCUACAAAGACAUUCUCCAGAACCAGAUGUUGCCGCACUUGAGAGCCAUGGGCCGUGGGAGUGUUUAUCAACAGGAUAACGAUCCCAAGCACACUUCACUGUUCGUCAAGGUGAGAAAAAUUGACAAGUAAUUCGUAUGGUUUUUGAAACUCAGGACUGGUUCAAGAGCCGUCGGGUCAAUGUCAUGGGGUGGCCAAGUCAAUCUCCGGACCUGAACCCGAUCGAACAUCUCUGGGAAAAGUUGGAGCGACGUUGUGCCAACAAAAGAGCCAAGAAUUGCAACGAGAAGUUUGCUCAACAGCUGUCUGAAUGGAAUCAGAUCCCCAUGUCUACCAUCGACACUUUGCUCAAUUCUAUGCAGAGAAGAUGCCAGGCAGUGAUUGACGCCAGGGGCUUCGCAACCAAGUACUAG